CCACCGCCCCCGCACUCUUUAGACCCAGUGACGGCCGGGUCGCUCGACAGCUGCGUGACUGUAUUUCUCGGACCGACCUUGCGCAGCAGACAACCGAGCCGCCGCCAUGGCCCUGCUCCGAGGUGUGUUCAUUGUUGCUGCUAAGCGAACACCCUUCGGAGCUUUUGGAGGACUCCUGAAGGACUUCACAGCCACUGACUUGGCUGAAUUUUCUGCCAAGGCUGCCUUGACUGCUGGCAAAGUCUCACCUGAAACUGUUGACAGUGUCAUUGUAGGCAAUGUCUUGCAGAGUUCUGCAGAUGCUAUAUUCUUGGCAAGGCAUGUGGGUUUGCGUGUGGGAAUCCCAACAGAGACCCCUGCUAUCACUAUUAAUAGGCUCUGUGGCUCUGGUUUCCAGUCCAUUUUGAAUGGAUGUCAGGAAAUUGGUGUUAAAGAUGCUGAAGUUGUCUUGUGUGGCGGAACCGAAAGUAUGAGCCAGUCUCCCUUCUAUGUCAGAAAUGUGCGUUUUGGAACCAAGUUUGGAUUAGAGCUCAAGCUAGAAGAUUCUUUGUGGGAAUCACUAACAGAUCCACAUGUCCAAGUCUCCAUGGGAAUUACUGCAGAGAAUCUUGCUGCAAAACAUAAAAUAAGCAGAGAAGAAUGUGAUAAAUACGCCCUGCAGUCACAACAGAGGUGGAAAGCUGCUAAUGAUGCUGGCUACUUUAAUAAUGAGAUGGCACCAAUUGAGGUGAAGACAAAGAAAGGGAAACAGACAAUGCAAGUGGAUGAGCAUGCUCGGCCUCAAACAACCUUGGAGCAGUUAAAUAAACUUCCUCCAGUGUUCAAGAAAGAAGGGACAAUCACUGCAGGGAAUGCAUCGGGGAUAUCGGAUGGUGCUGGCACUGUUAUCAUAGCUAGUGAAGAGGCUGUUAAAAAACAUAACUUCACACCACUGGCAAGAAUUGUUGGCUAUUUUGUAUCUGGAUGUGAUCCCUCUAUCAUGGGUAUUGGUCCUGUCCCUGCUAUCAAUGGGGCACUAAAGAAAACAGGACUGAGUCUUAAGGACAUGGAUUUGGUGGAGGUGAAUGAAGCUUUCGCUCCCCAGUACUUGGCAGUUGAGAGAAGUUUGGAUCUUGAUCCAAGUAAAACUAAUGUGAAUGGGGGAGCCAUUGCUUUGGGUCACCCGUUGGGAGGAUCUGGAUCAAGAAUUACUGCACACCUGGUUCAUGAAUUAAGGCGUCGAGGUGGAAAAUACGCUGUUGGAUCAGCUUGCAUUGGAGGUGGCCAAGGUAUCGCAGUCAUCAUCGAGAACACAGCCUGAGAAGAGCAAAAAGCCUGCUGUGGCCCACCCUUACUUCACCUGGCUGGGCCACAGUGGGGGAGUGAUCUUCAGAGCACCUACUGCCAGUGGCAUUCAGUGACUGAGUUUGAUCAAAGGAUGGUAAGCAAAGAUGCAUUUAUCAUGAAUAAGAGCCCAUGCCAGAAAUGAGUUCUCUCAAAUUUGCAUCAGUCAAUUAUGAUACAUUUCUGAAUUAAAAUCCAACUAUAAAAAGGCUUAAAAGAAAUUGUGCCCUUGCCUAAUAACCACCACUUAUGCCUUAAAUGUUGUAAUUGCAAGGAAAUUGAAUAAAUGAUGCCUUAAAUAGCUAA
Messenger RNA from Choloepus didactylus (southern two-toed sloth), 1629 nucleotides. RefSeq names its product acetyl-CoA acyltransferase 2 (gene ACAA2). Lineage: Eukaryota; Metazoa; Chordata; Mammalia; Pilosa; Megalonychidae. The coding region runs from base 107 to 1300 and encodes 397 amino acids. The record is from RefSeq and is a predicted model, not a curated record. Gene Ontology annotation, molecular function: acetyl-CoA C-acetyltransferase activity. The transcript is spliced from 10 exons. Gene Ontology annotation, biological process: fatty acid beta-oxidation.